Messenger RNA from Drosophila subobscura, 3079 nucleotides. RefSeq lists its product as uncharacterized. NCBI's taxonomy places the organism in Eukaryota, Metazoa, Arthropoda, Insecta, Diptera, Drosophilidae. The record is from RefSeq and is a predicted model, not a curated record.
CAUCUUUAUUGCUUCCUUGGUUCUGUUACCCUGACAACCCAUGAACUUUGUCAAAUGUUUGUUCGUUAGCUAAAAGUUCACCCACUUUUGGCUGCUUGUAUAAUUUUUCAUUCACAUUAAAAAUAAAGAAAUAUUUAAGCGAGCAAAAUGGAAGUUCUGGAAGAGGGUAAUUUAAUGGAUCGAGUGCCCAUACUGCUGCAACGAGAUCUAGAGUUUUAUCAGACACAUCAGCGUGUGUUGCAGGAACCCAUUUGUUCGGGUGUUGUGGGUGGCAAAUUGGAUUUUCCACGGUAUGCAUCCUUUGCAGCAAUCAAAUUGAUACGUUGGUGGGAGGAUGAGUACUUUGCCUCUUACCGCAAAUUCUCGGGACUUUUGCAUACCGAAAAGGAGCUGAAUGAAGGAGAUUAUACUAGUGCCACUGUCAAGGCCUCUGAUCCGGAUAAGUUCGUUCAGCUCGUUUGCCGUUCAGCUGACAUGCUUCUGGAGCACGUCCAUCGCCUGUCCCAGGAGUCCCUGGAUCAUGCAGAUCUCUCUGUGCUGACGGCCACCAUUGGCGCUGCUUCGCUGGUGAAGAACUCGCUGAGUGUCUAUAUGCAGGCGGCCACCACGACGAUUGUGCCGCCCAAGGGUGACGAGAAAGGCGGCGCCCUCAAGCUGAGCUUCAAGCAAUAUGCCCAGAUGUCCGAGGCAUUGGCAGAGCGACUCCUCGAUCUGCACUGCCGUCUGCUGCUGCUGUACAUCAUGCAGGAUGCCGACUGUCUGCACUGGGAGGACACCCAACCGUUCUUUGAGUCCGAGCGGGGCUCGUACACCGUGCAGAUGUGGUGGCACUAUAUGCGUGGCUCCAAGACGGAUCUGUGGAACUCGGUGCCACCGAAAAUGGCCCAGAAGAUUUUCGCGGGUAUGCUGAACGAGACGCUCAGUGUGCUGACUGUUCGCUACACCCAAAUCGUGACGAGUGUCGCUCGAUCGCAGCUCCACCUGACGGACAUUUGCAACAUGCUGCUGUGCAUUGCCGAGCUGCUGCCACACAUCUGCGAGAGCGGCGAGGCCUAUGUGGGUCUGCAGUUGAGCAACCAAAGCGUCAUCCUGCGGGACAUACACGCCAAGUGCCGGGAGCUCUUUUAUUGUCUGCUGCUGCGUGGUGCACCCUUGGGUGUGCUCUCCAAGGUUUUCCGUAAGGGUCUCGACAACAUGGAAAUGUUUAGCUCUCGCCAUGGUCUGCCCAGUGCCUGGAUUAUAUUUGCUCUGCCGCGCUACUUUCCCAAGGAGCAAUCCUGCCAAUGGGUCACUGAAUUUGCUGAUCUCACCACCAACACUGCCAUUUCGUUGGAUCUGCGGGUUUUACUGGCAUUUCCCGAGGCUGAUUGGUUUUUGCUGAAGAUUCUGCUGAUGCGAGAUGCCUUCCUCACUGGCAUCAUCAUAAGACACUUGAUGCAGCAUUUACCCUCAUCGGAGAACUUUAAGAAUGUGGCCAAACAUUCGUUUACCAGUGCCGAGGGUGCACCACCAAAGUGCGAGGCGUUCCUGUGCCGCGGCGAGUGCUUCAAUGUCACCGAGUCCAUAGCUGGGGAUAUAGACCCUGUGGGACAGGCCAACUAUCAGAUUGUCCUCUCGCUCACCUACUUGGUCGUGGCCGUGGGCAAGGCGGUGGACAUCAAGUCCUGUCUGAUCAAGACCCUCGAGGAGCAUGCGGUGGCGGGCUGGAGCGAUUGCCUGGACAAGCGGCAGGUGUGGAACCAGAAGCGUACUCCCUGGCUGGAGGCCAUCAUGCAUUUCGUUUAUCCCGUGCUCGACUGUGUCGUCGAGAUGCUCAUCAAUGCCGUGGAGAAUGGCGCUAGCAUGUACCAGGCCAUGUCCCUGGCCCUCACGUGUGUCUCUGAGAUCUGGGAUUGCAUUCCCGAGGGACUGUACAAGAUCACCUCACUGCUGCAGGACAUUAUACCAGUUUCCACGCGACCCUUGGGCGAUUCUGUGCUGUUGCAGGUGGUCUUUGCAGCGCUCUACACGGAGCUGAUCAAGACAGCCGAGCUGCAUGAACAGGGAAAGAAUGCAGACAAGGCUUCCAUUUGCUAUUCAAUAUCGGAGGCCAUUUGCUCCAUUGACGAGGACGACAAGCACACGGAUCAAAUCGAAUUGUUCCUCAAACAGGCCAAGGAGAGCAUCAAUCUGGACACGGACUUUGGUGGCACACCCGGAGGCAGUAAUCGUGGCGCUGGCGGCAUGAGUGCCGUGAGCACCGUCAAAAUGGAUGACCUAACCAAUGCCGAGUCAGAUCGACUCAGUCACAGUCCCCCGAACAACUAUGCCAUGGAGCUGGAUGUGGGCAUUGCCGACUACAUAGCCGAGGUGCUGGUUAGCGAUGUGCUGACCACAAACAUAGGCAAACAGGCCCUGAAGGUGGUCUACAAUUAUCUGAAAUUCAACAGGGAUUGGCUGCUGGAGCAACUGGGCACCGGCGACAAUGAUGCAAGUCCCUUUCAAGGUGUCCAGGGCCAGAACAUCAAGGAGGGACAAACGUCGGUGCUCAAGUCCAUGUUUUAUAUUGGCAACACACCGUUUGAUCAGCUGCUGACGGGCUCCCUGAAGAUCGACUACGUGAGUUGGCUGCAAAUGCCGCUGUCCCUGAAUCCAGAACGAACCUGGCUGCACUUGACGCGUCGCUGUGACUUCCAGGAGGACUCAAACCUGGCACUGCCAGAGGUGGCCAUGGUGGCUGGCAUUACGAAGAUAAUGAAGCGGCGCAAGGAGUUUGCCAAGUAGCGUGGAAAGGGCAGUGAAGCCAUCAUUAGCACUCCCCUCCUCGCUGGCUGUGAAUUAUGUUGUUGAUGGCAAAAGGCACUGGGGAGAGCUGCUCCCUCUCUCUUCCUGUGUCUUUGGAUGUCAUUAACGCCGCAUAAUGCAAACACAAGUCGCAUGCCGCGGGCAGGAGGGGCACCGGCACCGUCACCGUCACCGAAUGCACAACACAAUAAGCGAGGCGACACGGAGCAGCAGGGCGCUAAAAAAAAAUAAUAUUUACAUCUCCUCCAGCAUCGCCAUCUCUCCUCCAAUCCAAAGUUAAUGUUUCAGGGGAUGG